GCGCCCGAGGGCUAUCUAGGCGCUGACCCUCAGGAUGUCAUAUAAUGCCCUCCCUGUAUCCGUGUAGUCUUCUAAUCCCCCACGUCCAUCUCUAGGCCCGCCGUCCACCAUGCCUUUCCGGAAGGGCCACUCGGCCCAGCCUGCAGCGUCGGUUAUGCCAGCCAUGGAAGGACCAAGAACUUUGGAAAGCGAGAAGGCAGCAGCCGCUGGAGAGGUGUUCGACGCGGUCCUGAAAAGCGCAGAAAAAGCGAUGAGGUCUGAGGCCGAAGAGCCGCCCCUGCAGCGCAAAGUCAACGCUUAUGAGGAUCGCGCAUUGAAGAACGUACCCCUCGAGACCAUCACCGCCAGUGGCGAUAACUCUGACGUGGAGGAAAUGGUGUCAUAUGUCGAGGGACAAGUUAGCCAUCUUGCUGAGAACUGUACCCUACUCCUGAAAGCACUCGACACCAUCUCGGAGAUCCAUCCCUUUGUCAAAGGGGCAGUCAUGGCCUUCAAGGCACUCAUCUCACUCGAGGCGAAGCGGCUAGAGAACAAUCGGAAGGUCCUCACGCUCAGGAUUCAGAUGAAAGAUAUGAUGGCAGCCCUACAGCAGUUACAACACAUAGGCGCCGACCAUACCGACAACGAAGGCAACACAAUCAGCGGCAGGCUUAAGCCGGUCAUGACAGCUAUCGCGCGCGAUAUCAUUGCAUGUGCCCACGAAUGCGACACGUACGCAAAGAAGCGUCUUCUUGCCAAAGUCUUCAAGAGUCCUAUCUACGAGCAGCGAUUUGUCGAAUUUGGCGAGCGCUUCGCCAGGCACCACCAGUCCAUAAACGUUGCGAUCGAAGUACAUACUACGAUUACCGUCACCGAGGUGAAGGGUAUGCUGGCCUUCAAUACCGAGGUUUUGAUGAAGGUCUUUCGCCGCCUUGAUACGCCGCGCGAGCGCGAGAUCAGGCGGGAGAUCGAGAAGAAUGGCGGACCAGAGAAGUGCGCGGACAAUGAUGUGGUGCUCGAACAGCUUGUGCGCAUCGGAGGUGCGACGAUGGGUGCUGACAAGCCGCACUCGAGGGAUCGGUCCGAGAUGCUCUAUCUCAAGAAAGAGCUUCAAGAGGACCUGGAUGAGACGCUUGGAAAGGGCCUAGACCGCUUUCUCGAGAAGCUGCGCUCGCUGAAGGAUGAAGUGACCGGCGCCCUCGAAGAAGUUCAGAAAUCCAUCCAGCGGCAGGGAGACCGAGUUGUAUACGAUUUAUCGAAGGGACCGCACGAGCGUGUAAACAAUCAGGAAAUUCAUGACCUUUGGAAGGAGAUGCAUUGGCGAAACAGCGUCAAAGCACACCACUUUACCCUUGCCCUCCGUGAUCAUCUCAUCGAGAAGUUCUAUGAAAAGCACGGCGGCGAGCAUGUUCACAAUGCAGGCAUCGAACCGACACAGGAGACGCAGGAGACACAGCAGGCUAGCUUGCCGCAGUCACCGGCGCAGGAGAUGCAGUCCGAGUCGCCGGAGGAUAUGGCGCAUGUCUUUGCUGAGCAACCUCAGGCUCAGGACAACGACGACGAUAACGGCGAAGAAUGGGCAAUCAAAGCUCUCACUGUUCUGACCGCUCAACCCAUCGCUGAGACCCUUGACGACGAUGGCACCGGCUUCAUUAGUACUUGGGAAGUCAAUUUCUUCACCUCGUCGCGGCCAGAGGAUUGGAGCUUGUUGCACUGGCUUGUAUACUGGGGGGAAGGUUGGUACGCGUCUCUGCGUGAAUAUCGUGAGAAGAUACUGCACACGAUGAAGAAGAUGUACAAUGCCCUCGACGGAUUGCACCAUGUCAAUCGCAGCGCCGUUGACAUGUACCUCGACCAUUACGCCUUUCGACGCGUCGAGCUACUGAUGCGGGGCCUGGAUACAUCUCGCCGGUGCGCAGACGAACGCAUCCUGCGGCGUUUAAGCGAGUACACGGACCGAGAGGAAGAACGCCUGACGCAGGCUCUGAAGGGGAUCAAGUACGAAAUUGAUGAUGCAUUCACGCUGCAGAGGCUACUAGUCAAGGGGCGCGGGCGAAUUGAGCGGUACAUCUUUCCGCUGCUACACCUCAUGCUACGACAUCAUCUGAAGCUCAUACGGCGCGGCAAGAACUUUCUAGUGGACGAACCCGAGCUCAUCAGGGCAUCGAACUCCUUGCUCCAGCUCAUGAAAGCAGUCGACGAGCGCGUAUUGAGACUCAAAGCUGCCAUGCGUCAUCCGCGUACAGAUGGUCACGCUCGAUUGACGACUUACGCCUUUGGAAUGCUACAGCAUAUUGUCAAUUCGGGGUUUACGGAUCCUCGACCGGAGGACAACUUACUACGUUCGGACGAUUCGGGAAGCUCUUACGAUGAAGAGGAGGAUAGCGAAGGGGACGACUCCUACAGUGAAGCUGGCAGCGGCAGCGACGGGGCGGAUGCAACUUCAGAAGCGGAGACAGCAGACGACGAAAAGGGGCCAACCGAAACCGGCAUGCUAGCCACCGCCGGCGCAGACUCGCCAAAGGACUCGGACGCGGACGUGACCUCGCUCGAGGAAGCGGACGCGGACUCGCCGGAGGAAGCGACAGACUGUCACAAGGAAGAUCUUGGUCAUUCUGACUUUGGUGGUCGUAAGCGACAGCCUAACGUACGACUGUCCUCCGAAUACGACGUGUCGGGAUACGACAUCGUGCCUUCGCCUCCCAGUACUGUUGAUUCUCCAUUGUCUGGAGCUUGGACAAGCGAACCAGCCAGCUACUAUCUGGGAAUGCAGCUCGGGGUCUUCUCCGGUAUACUCGCCAUUUUCAUAGGGCUGGGCGAGGAUGGCGCUAUCAGCGGCGUGGGUCGUUGUGCACCUUACGACUGCAGCAUUUCUGGCGCUCAGAAGAUGGAGGACUCCGGCAUCACAACGUUCAGCCUCACCAUCGACUUCCAGGCAAGGGCGUGGGUACCGUCCACUGCGUCCUUCUCGCUGACCCUCGAAGGGAGAUACGAUGACUCGUCCAAGUCAAUCGUAUGCUCUGAGGGUGCAGGCUUCGAGUGGACCUUCGUGAGGACCCCUGCGGACGUUUACGCAUCUCGCCACUACAUCGCGAAGGAGCGCUCGUACCGCGGGCUCUGGAAUUUCGCUAUCGCGGCUGUGCAAAGUCGCAUCCGCCGUCAGAGGCCAAUCCAGCGUCUGAAGCAGAUGCUCCACUACGUCAACCCUCCGACACAACAACGACCCGACGGCUCCGACACCCACGCCGCUGAUGAUUCUACAAAAGCCAAGGAAUCUGCGAGCACAGCUACCCCUAAAGAGGACGAAAGAGGUGGAGCGAUAGAAGAUACACGCGCGCUACUCUCGCCCGAAGACGCGCGUUUAUAUCAUUCCAUGGUUGCCUUUCGACGUGGGCAACUCCGUCUCCACUAUAAUGCAUGGUGCAACGCUUGCGAUAACAUGAUCGUGGGUGACCGAUAUGCGUGUCUGCAGUGUACCGAAGACGGGCUCAGCAACCAGAUUGACCUCUGUGCCGAUUGUCGUGACCAGACGCCGACGUACCACGCCCUCGUGCACAGUCCUGCGCACACCAUGGUCCGGAUUCGCUUCCACCUGCACAACAAGGACAAGAAGCUGGUUUACGACAAUGCUCGCAAGGCCCUCGAGCGGGUUAAGUAUUGCAUCGGCAGUCAACUCGACGCCGCCGCCACUCCUAAUCGAGAUCAGUCAGCGGCGCAGACGAAGGCAGGCUGUAUGAUACCCGAGUGCGUGCAAUGCGGUAAAGAAGGCUCGCUUCCUUGCUACUAUUGCUCGGGUUGCUGCGUCGCUUCAAUGGGAAAGGAAGACGUCUUUGGCUGCAAGGACUGCCUCGACAAGGGAUACCUCGACCGCAUCCAUACAUGCGCCCCCGACUAUCGGUACCACUUCUGGAUCCUUGUCCGAGAAGAGGCUAUACGUCCGGUAUUCACGUCUAUGGAGUUGCAGUUGAAGUCUCUGCAGAAGAAGUUCGAGGACUUGAGCACCCGCAUGGCGAAGCUGGAACUCUUCAAUGAUCGCAUGGAGGCUUUGGACCAGAAGUUGGACAAGGUCUUGGCGGCUCGGGAGUAGGAAUAAUCGAUUCCUCUUUGUACAGUAUGUUGCGUCUCGUACCCUAUGAUUAUUGUCGAUUGUC
Schizophyllum commune H4-8 is the source of this 4130-nucleotide messenger RNA. RefSeq lists its product as uncharacterized. The record is from RefSeq and is a predicted model, not a curated record. The coding region runs from base 110 to 4066 and encodes 1318 amino acids. The transcript has 17 exons. Lineage: Eukaryota; Fungi; Basidiomycota; Agaricomycetes; Agaricales; Schizophyllaceae.